This is a messenger RNA of Epinephelus lanceolatus (giant grouper), 927 nucleotides long. The record is from RefSeq and is a predicted model, not a curated record. Lineage: Eukaryota; Metazoa; Chordata; Actinopteri; Perciformes; Serranidae.
AUGAAGCACGAUUUCUCCCGCUGCUGCUCAUCCCUGAUCCCUAGCAGGGAAACUGCUCGUUUCUACCUGCUCUGUUUGCUCAUUGCUCUUUACAUGCUGGCUGGCGCUGCCAUAUUUUCUUCCUUGGAGAGACCAGUGGAGCUAAAGGCCCACCAGCUCUGGGAAAGGAGGCUAAGAGACUUCAGUCAUGAGCAUAACAUAAGUUGUGAAGACCUGAAAUCUCUGUUGCGCUACUAUGAGGAGGCUAGGACUGCAGGCAUCCGGGCAGAUCGAGGCAGAGCCCUAUGGGACAUUCCAGGAGCAUUUUACUUCGUGGGAACUGUAGUCUCCACCAUUGGGUUUGGAGUGACGGCCCCAUCCACUGUGACUGGGAAGGUCUUGCUUGUUUUCUAUGGGUUGCUGGGCUGCUCUGCGACCAUACUCUUCUUUAACCUCUUUCUGGAGAGAGUCAUAACAUUACUGAGCUUCCUGAUAUUCUGGUGCCACAGAGGGAGACCUGGACACAGCGGAUUGGAAGGCCAAACCGGUGAAGAAAACAGGAAUGAAGAGUGGAAACCAUCUGUGUAUCAAGUCACACUCAUCCUCUUUUUUGCCGUCCUGUUGGUUGCAUGCGGGGCUGCCUUUCUCUAUUCAGCCAUGGAGGGCUGGACUUACAUGGAGUCCCUCUACUUCUGCUUCGUGGCAUUCAGCACAGUGGGCUUCGGGGACUUUGUUAGUGGACAGAGAGAGCACCAUGAGGACACCUGGGCGUACCAGGUUGCAAACUGUCUCCUGAUGCUCUUGGGGGUGUGCUGCACUUAUUCCCUCUUCAACACCAUCUCUGUUAUCAUCAAACAGGGACUGAACUGGAUGCUUACGACACUGGCCUGGAUCGUCCUGAAGGAAGGAGACCAAACUCCCUAUGAAGUCAGUGAUCAGAGCAGUUAA